Molecule: messenger RNA, 1547 nt
Organism: Cryptomeria japonica (Japanese cedar)
Lineage: Eukaryota; Viridiplantae; Streptophyta; Pinopsida; Cupressales; Cupressaceae
Product: ethylene-responsive transcription factor ERN1
Exons: 1
Coding region: 137-1147 (336 amino acids)
Biological process (GO): regulation of DNA-templated transcription
Molecular function (GO): DNA-binding transcription factor activity; DNA binding
Source: RefSeq, a predicted model, not a curated record
GUCCUAUGCAACAAUACAAACAGCUAAUUGACAUUGAUUAACGACAAUUCAAACAAAGCCGUCGUACAAAUCGAGGAUGAAAACUGAUAUAUAAAUCUCAUUUCAUCACUCGUUCUUCCAGUCGAUCGAUCGCACCAUGUCGACGCUCACAGCCCAUUCCUAUUCUCUCAGAUCCGUGUCUUCAAGUUCUGAAGAAAACUGUGAAGAUUUUGAUACAGUCAACCCCGGGUUCGAAUCCCCGGCCGACCCAGUUCAAACAGGGGGUGGAUUCGAAGCGAGGAUCAAAAGAAGAAAGAAAUUUGUGGGAGUGAGGCAGAGGCCUUCUGGAAGAUGGGUCGCUGAGAUCAAAGACACGACCCACAAGAUCAGAAUGUGGCUGGGCACUUUUGAGACUGCAGAAGAAGCCGCAAGGGCAUAUGAUGAGGCUGCAUGUCUGCUCAGGGGAUCGAAUACCAGAACCAAUUUUGCAGCCAAUGUUCCUAAAUCUAAUUCUGCUCUGGCUUCCAGAGUAAGAAGAUUACUUAGCUUGAGGAAGGAUUCUGGUUCUUCCAAGCCCAAAAUCAAUGGCGAUGAGAACCAGUCGCUUUCGGAUUCCAGUGGCUCUGUUUCUCCGUCAAGUGAUGAAGAAAUCCAUGGCCAAGCUGAGGACUUGAAACCCAAUUUGAUGUCUGAACUUUGCUCUGUUAAUAGUAAUACCCCUGUUGAGAGUUUGGAUCAAAGUGGGAGCUUUGAUGAAGAGAAUUUUUUGGAAGGGGGAAAUGGGUCGACGAGUUUCAUGGAAUUCCUGUGGCCCAAUUGCGAUUUGGGUUCCUGUGAUGUGACUAAUGAGAUUUUUUUCCCCGCCAUGGAAGAGAAUCUUCUGUGUCGAAGUCAGAGAUGCGUUGAUGAAGGAGAAUCGGGAAUUUCUGAGCAGUCGGUUGAGUUUGAUCGAUUGAAGAUUGAGAGGCGAAUUUCUGCUGGUUUGUAUGCUUAUAAUGGGAUUCAGGACUACUUUUUGCAGAAAUCUGGGUUUGAUUCCUUCAGUUAUCUGUCCAAUUAUGGGGCCUGGAAUAGAAAAGGUAGUUCUGGUUCAUUGGGUAGUGAGAGUUUGAGUAAUCAAGGAGCCCCUGAUGCUCUCUGGGAUCUUCCUCCUCUUUGCAGGACAUGAUGGGAUCACCCACCAUGAAAAAAAAAAAGAGCUGGUAUGUUGUGAUCAAUGUGUCAAUCUUAUGUGAGUUCUGAUUAUUCACUCAUCAUGAAAAAGGUUGGUAUGUUGUGAUCAAUAUGUCGAUAUUUAUGUGAGUUCUGAUUAUUGUAUCAGUUAUUUACACUAGAGUAAAUAGUUACGUGAGGACUAUUUAGAUCCUUCACUGUCUCAUAAACUAUCUUUGACCUCGUAGACAUUACAAACUGUCUAAACCUUCUAUUCCUUUCCUGAUGAGACAGAUAUAAAUGUUUUGUGGCUAACAUUCUGGUCAUUCUGCUGAAGAAUCCUUGUUGGCUUCUCGUAAUGCACCAGAACUUUAGCCACCAGAUCAGAUCAUUUUAUAAAUGAAUUUUUGUUGGUA